CAGUGUGUCCCAAUUUACCAACUCCUAAAUUUUAAUGGCGACCUCCAUGAAAAAAUAUGUUAGGACAAUUUUUGAGGUGUUUUAGGAUAAGUGUACUUGAGAAUUGUCCAAGUCCUUCUGCUAUAUGUCUGCCACAUAUGAAAGCUUGCAGUAUUGUUCCAUCUAGAUCAAUAGUAAAAAUUGCUGAUCAUGAGAAGGAAAUCUCCAAAGAAAAAGGGAACAUUACUGGAACCCUAAAGCUUCAGAAAGAUGUACACAUGAAAAAACUUACUGAUGAGGAUUUUACUAGAAUUAAAACCAACUUUCAACUCCAAAGCCUCUUUAUUUCACCCAGAAGACCUGAUCAAGUGAUUGUGAAGGGAUACGCUGUGAAUGAUGUGCAGAACUCUCUCUUGUAUUUAGAUGAAUAUUUAGCAGGUCAAAAGAGAGAGAGAAGCCUUGAGGUUAAUCAAACUUUGGAUUUAACCACUGAUGAGAGCUCAAAACAUUCAGUUGUAUUUCUAUUAGGGUUCAAGGCUAAGAUGAAAAAGUAUUUGACAAAAGAAUCUAAAUGUACGAUUCACCUGAAAAUAUCCCCUCCUUAUUCUUUAACUGCCACUGGUAAUCACUACCAUGUCAGUAAAACCAUUCAAAAAUUAGAAACAUUUAUUGAAAGGAUCCUGAAAGAACACAAUGUUUGUGAAAUGGUACCCUUUUCAGUGUUAGACAUUGGUGACUUAUAUCAAAGGUACCUUUGUGAAGAUCUCCUCCUAAACCAUCCCUUAUUCCAACCACAAAACCAACUAGCACAACUAGGGAAAGAUCUCAGCUUUUUCUUGAUACCAAAUUUUAGUCAACUACCAUGUGGUAUAAAAGUGUUUGCAAAAAGCAGUGAAGCAUUAUCCAGAGCUAAAGAAAUUGUGAAAAAUGUCUUACUUCUUCAAAAGAACAAGUUCUUUAAAAGGGUUGCUGUCAAGGAAGAUGAUGUAGCUUUCCUAAAGGCAUCCAAGACUUUUCCAGCCAAUUUAAGAAAAAAAACUCAGUGCACAUUUAUAAUGACUGGAAAAGGAACUGGCAUAGAAAAACAUAGUCCUCCUCAAGUAAUUCUACUUGGGCCAACAAUGGCUUCUGUCAAAAAUGCAGUUAUAGAUGUGAAAUCAUUCAUUGAUCAUAAAGAUAAAUUAUUUUUGCAUUCAGAAGCAAGAACAGUCAAAGUUCAUAAGUUUGCUUAUAACAAACAUAUUAUACAAAGUCUCUUGAGAUCAGAUGGAGAAGUACUGUAUGAGUUAGAAAAAGAAACAGGUUGUAAUAUUCAUUUGAAAGGGAUGAAAAGAGAAGGUGUGUUCAGUAUUGUGUUAACAGGUGAAAAUGAGGCACAAGUUUCGAAAGCUGGUGUGGUUGUGAAAAGGUUCUUUGAAGAUCAUAGCAAGUUGUUUAAAGUGAUGAAAGUAAUGAAACUCCCAUGUUCUGUUGAAGAUGACAAUUUUUUGUUUGAUUUCUUACUUGGCCGUGAUAAAGCAAGUCAUCGAAAGAAACUAGAGAGAGAUCAUAAUUGUAAAUUGGUGCUUGAUUUUGAAAAUCCUUUCUUGACAGUGUACUCCGAGACUCAGGGACAAUUGAAUGAAGCUGUAAUUCAGAUGGAAAAUGUCAUAAAGGAGGGAGUUGAGAACUUUGCUGCACUAAAAUUUAGAAGGAAAUUGUUUUUAGAAGAAGACUUGGGAGGGGAUUUCAUCAAGAAGAUUUGCUCAGGUGUUGGUAGUUUACAAGGUGCUUUAGAGAGAGAAACUCAGUGUACUCUUAUUAUCAGGGGACAGAAUGGGAGCGUAGGAUUUUCACAUACAAAUGCACCUUUUCACAUUUUGGUGUGUGCAAAAUCUCAAGCUAUUUUGGAAGAUGGAAUGAAGAAAGUCAAAGAAGUGAUUAAAAGAGAAAGUGACAUUUACAGAAUGGAAUUCUUCUUUCAUUACAAUUAUGACCCAAAACUUCAACUGUUAAAGAAAUGAAGCAAUGUUAUUAGGUCACGAGAAAUUCAUGCGACCUUUCACCAGUUUCGUUGUCUGUCACCUAUUGGUUAUAAUAAUUAUAUUUUUUAUUUAGUGUGAUGGAUUGACAUUUAUUUGAUAAAAUUAAAAUUAA
Saccostrea cuccullata (small rock oyster) is the source of this 2115-nucleotide messenger RNA. RefSeq lists its product as uncharacterized. Gene Ontology annotation, molecular function: RNA binding. Bases 57 to 1982 code for a protein of 641 amino acids. The record is from RefSeq and is a predicted model, not a curated record. The transcript is spliced from 2 exons. Lineage: Eukaryota; Metazoa; Mollusca; Bivalvia; Ostreida; Ostreidae.